Molecule: messenger RNA, 399 nt
Organism: Fusarium pseudograminearum CS3096
Lineage: Eukaryota; Fungi; Ascomycota; Sordariomycetes; Hypocreales; Nectriaceae
Exons: 2
Coding region: 1-399 (132 amino acids)
Source: RefSeq, a predicted model, not a curated record
AUGGAUGCCGAUAAAUGUAUGCAAGUCAAGGGCAUCGUCAGGGAGACACCAGAGUCUAUCAAAAUUUGCUGGAAAGAUACUUGGGAGCUGCUUGAGGAUUUGGAGGAUGGCCCCCUGAAGGAGGAGGCAAAGAGGCUCCUGGAGGACAACUCAUGCCGUGUGCUUGAGAUAUUUGAAAGUGAUGGCGGGGGGUUGAACUAUGCUGAGAUCCUCGACGACGAUGAGUCUAGCGAGCCCAUGGUUCCCGAAGUGGCUCCCACCGUUCCAAAGAGUAUUUUGGAUGUCGGGCUGGGAAGGAAACUUGAUGAUAUGCGAGUGAAGAUUCGCUGGGAGGACACCUGUGAGCCACUUGACCUGAUCAAGGUUUCCAGGACAGCUAGGAGACGCUUGAAUCCCUGA